AUGGAGGCCCCAAAGCUCAGAGAGUCGGCGCGGGAGGCGCAGGGUCAAGAGGAGGAAGUGGGUGGCGGGGGCUGUCUGCCGCCCAGUACUAACAGUGUGCCACCUGUGGAGGGGAGGGUGCGACGCAGUGUGCUCACCUUACCUGUCAUCAACCUGGACAGACUGCGGACAGCCAAGGCUCUUGUGGACAAGGCGGUUAAGAUGCACAGGGUGUUUUCAGUCCAGGGUCCCUACCCUGUGGUCCGCGCCGCCCUUCGGGCAAGAGGCUGGGUGGAGCGUCGUCUGCCCCGCCCAGCCCCGCCACGGAGGCGUCGGCGUGGUGAUGAGGAAGGCGAUGGGAAUGACGCGGAUGACAGCGAUGACGACGAUGACGAUGACGACGAGGAGGUGGAGAAAGAGGAUGACCCUGAUGACACGUAUGACCUCAUGUCUCGUAUGGUCCGGAACGAGAUGACGUAUUUUUACUGGACAACACGCAGAGAUUCCAUUGACAAUCGCUUACUGAGGAAGGAUCAGAUGACCAAUCACUAUGCAAAGGCAGGCACCUUCACCACCAAGGUGGGAUUAUGUGUCAAUCUGAGGAACCUGCAGUGGUAUGCUGCAGCUGAUCCAGACACGUUCUUCCCUCGCUGCUACAGGCUUGGCGCAGAGGAUGAGAAACACGCCUUCAUUGAGGACUUUCGGAGAACAGCAUGCACCAGCCUCCUGCAGUGUGUGGUGGAGAGGAGUUGUGGGGACAAAGUGGAGACAGAAAGUCAGAAGAAGCCGUGUAAGCGAAGGGCCACAACGCUGGUGGCAUCCAGUGUGAUUCAUAUCGCCUUGCGGGUGUGCCAGGAAUUCCUGGAUAGCUUGGAACACAACGACAUUGACAUCGCCAUGGAAAUGUCCCAAGCCCUCACAGAGCAGGAGUGGGCGGAGUUUAUUCAUAGCUAUUACCGUGUUGUCCAUGAUGGGGUGGAGAUUGAGGGCAGUGCUCACUAUGUGGACAGCUGCCAGGCCAUGCUGAAGAGGAUGCGGGACGUCAGUCCACAGCUGGACACCGACGGGAUCCACAACAUCUGGAUUGUUAAACCCGGGGCCAAGUCUCGUGGCAGGGGCAUCAUAUGUAUGAAACACCUGUACGAGAUCCUGAGGCUGGUGGACAGUGACCCACUUCUGAUCAAGGACACCAAGUGGGUGGUGCAGAAGUACCUGGAGCGCCCCCUCCUGAUCCACGGCACCAAGUUUGACGUGCGUCAGUGGUUCCUGGUGACAGACUGGAACCCACUGACAGUUUGGUUCUAUGAUAAGUGCUACCUGCGCUUCUCUACCCAGCCCUACACAGUGGAAUCACUGGACAGCUCAGUUCACCUAUGCAACAACUCCAUACAGAAGCACUUCCAGCCUUCCCAGCUGCGCCACCCCGAGCUGCCGGAGGACAACAUGUGGUCGUGUGAGCAGUUCCGGGCGUUCUUGCGCGGGCAGGGCCGGGAGGCCGAGUGGGCGGAUGUGGUGGUGCCGGGCAUGCAGCAGGCGGUGGUGCACGCCCUGCAGACCGCCCAGGACCUGGUGGAGUGGCGGCGCGGCAGCUUCGAGCUGUACGGCGCCGAUUUCAUGCUGGGCCGCGACCUGCGGCCCUGGCUGAUCGAGAUCAACGCCAGCCCCACCAUGGCGCCCUCCACAGGCAUAACUGCACGCCUAUGCGCCGCCGUGCAGGAGGACACCCUGCGCGUGGUGCUGGACCGGCGGCAGGACCGCACUGCGCACACCGGCGGGUUCAAGCUCAUAUACAAGCAGGCAGCUGUGGAGGUUCCACAGUACGUGGGGAUCAACCUGCUUGUGGAAGGGGCCCCUCUCCGGCGACCCCGCCCUCCUCCUCAGAGAAACCCCGCCCCCGCCGAGCACACCCCUGCUUCCUUACCUCGCACUGAUCAAGCGGGUCCUCUCCUUCUCAAACAUCGCCCCCCAGGGAGGGAGAACCGAGCGCAGGGGGAGAAAAGAAGCUCCCCGCAGUCCCCCAAGAGGUGGCGGAAGGCCAUGGUGAGACAGUUUACCUUCUCCAGCCUUAAGUCACCUCCUGCGGACAUUCCUGAGCGCCCUGCCCUGACCGCAGAGUCCAGGAAGCUGCAGCGCAUGGGCCUGGGGUUUGCCGUUUCAGACAGCCUGCCCCAUUCGCUGGAUUCGUCCUGGGGCAGGUCUUUUCCCUCAAGCCAGACUGCGCGGUCCCGAAACCCUCGCCUACAGCCUGUCCUGGAUCCCCCGAGCUGCGUCAACAGUGGCCCUGUCCUUCCUCUGGAGGUCAUCAGCCUGAGGCGUGGCCCGCUGGCAGCCAGCCACCCCCUGGACUCUUCCCCGCAUAUAUCGCACGCUGGCCACCGGCUGCACCACCUCGCCCACCUACGCAAACAGAUCAGGGAUACACGAGUAGGCCUCACAGGGCUCAAGCCCUCCUGA
Molecule: messenger RNA, 2433 nt
Organism: Megalops cyprinoides (Indo-Pacific tarpon)
Lineage: Eukaryota; Metazoa; Chordata; Actinopteri; Elopiformes; Megalopidae
Product: tubulin monoglycylase TTLL3-like
Exons: 12
Coding region: 1-2433 (810 amino acids)
Biological process (GO): cilium assembly; cilium movement; protein polyglycylation
Cellular component (GO): cilium
Molecular function (GO): protein-glycine ligase activity, initiating
Source: RefSeq, a predicted model, not a curated record